Molecule: messenger RNA, 2402 nt
Organism: Pogona vitticeps (central bearded dragon)
Lineage: Eukaryota; Metazoa; Chordata; Lepidosauria; Squamata; Agamidae
Gene: ELF3
Product: E74 like ETS transcription factor 3
Biological process (GO): cell differentiation; regulation of transcription by RNA polymerase II
Cellular component (GO): nucleus
Molecular function (GO): sequence-specific DNA binding; DNA-binding transcription factor activity, RNA polymerase II-specific
Source: RefSeq, a predicted model, not a curated record
UGUGAGGCAGGAAGAAACCUCCCUGCUGUGGCUGAGCAGGACUUAAAAACGGUUUCUCUGUGAGCAGUUCUUGAUCUUGUUCAUUUUAAUUUCUUGGGGACACUGGAGCACUUGUGCUCUAAGAGGAGUCAGGAUCACCUGUUCGGUGAAGCUGCUGUCUAGCAAAACCAGAGCAAAGACAUCGCGGGGAACCAUACCAUCUUCUGGCAGAAAGUUCAAUGGCGGGAUCCUGUGAAAUCAGCAACCUCUUCUCAAACUACAUCAGUGCCAUCUACCAGCAAGAGGAAACACCCCCUGACCCAGACCUAUUGACCCACCUAGUAGAUGAUGACAAUGCUUCUCCCACAUUGUCUAAUACACACACAGCAAUGGAGACAACUGGGAAACCAACAUGGUAUGGAGAGAUGCCUCACUGCUGGAGCAAAUCUCAAGUGCUGGAGUGGAUCAGCUACCAUGUGGAGAAGAACAAGUACGAUGCCAGUGCCAUAGAUUUCUCCUGCUGCAACAUGGAUGGCUACACACUUUGCCAGUACUCCCGGGAUCAGCUGGGAAUCAUUUUUGGGUCCCUUGGCGAUGAGCUCUAUGACCGCUUACAUGAGAUCACCUCUGUCUCAGAUGAACUCAGCUGGAUCAUGUCUAUACUGAAAAACCAAGAUGUUUCCCAAGAGGCCCUUCUGGACUCCAGCUCUUUAGAGCUGGGGAACUCAUGCAGUGAAGAUAACUUGUGUGAGAUGAAGUUCACAAACCUUUUCUCGCCAAGUGACCUUGGCUACAUCUCUGGGGCCAUGUCACCAGACAGCUCGGUGUCUUUUGCAGGGACGAUGUCUCAGAGCCCUCAGUCUCAGGACUCCGGUGGAAGUGACCUGGAUCUUGAUCCCACAGACAUAAAGCACUUCCCCUUUUCUCGUGACAAUGAUACAGAAUAUAAGAAAGAAGAUCUCAAGAAGCGGAAAAGGGGACGGCCCAGGAAGGUCAGCAAGGAUAACAGAGACUGCCUGGAAACCAAAAAGAGCAAACACUCCCCAAGAGGCAUCCACCUAUGGGAAUUCAUCCGGGACAUCCUAAUCCACCCGGAGAUGAAUGAGGGGUUGCUGAAAUGGGAAGACCGUCAAGAAGGCAUCUUCAAAUUUCUGCGCUCAGAGGCAGUGGCCCAGCUCUGGGGACAAAAGAAAAAGAAUAGCAGCAUGACCUAUGAGAAACUAAGCCGUGCCAUGAGGUAUUAUUACAAGCGGGAAAUCUUGGAACGAGUGGAUGGGCGGCGGCUUGUAUAUAAGUUUGGGAAGAACUCUAGUGGAUGGAAGGAAGAAGAGGUGCAAGGCAAGAGCUAAGGAACUUUGGGAGCUACAUGUGGACCUGGAUUUGGCCCAUUCUUGCUCAGAGGACCAACUCUGAGCACAAUGCACUGACUGAUUUGGGCUCCAAGCCCUUAAGCUGCUGUCUGAAGCAGUGUAUAUUAAGACUCCAGCCCUUCAGUGGGGCAAGGCAUGUGUGCUGGCUCCCAGCUGGCAGUUCAGGUAAUUACAGCUGAUAUUUUGGCUCAAGUAGGUUAUUGUGAACCAUUAUUAUUUUGUCAUGAUUGGACUCUAGCUGCCGUCAAUUCAGAAUGGGAUUACAAUGCCUUUGGCUUGUCUGAGGCUCUGCGUGGAGCUCGCUGAGGCAAAAAGAACAGGCUGUUCUUGGUGUUUGCUUUGUCCCAGAGGGCCGUUCACAGGACAUCAAACAGUCUGCUGACUGAUAGUGAAUGCGGUGGCCAACUGGGCAUUGGAGACUUGGAUUUGCCACAGUGCUGCCCACAGAGUACGGAGUUGCUAAUAAUCCUGAUAUCCAUUCUGGAGAGGAAGUUGGACAUAUAGCUUCCCACCCAGCUGCACAGUAGUUACUGGCUAACACUCCUAUUAUAACAGGUAGAAAUCAGUUAGCACAAAUAAGGCUGAGAACAUUGUGGAUCUCACCCAAUUUUGGAGGGAACUGCUUGGGAGCUCUUAGCUUGACGGUUCCCCAGAAAAUAUGUUUGUGUGUAGCAGUGAAGGGAGAGCAUUCUUCUUGAUAAGUAUGGCAGCCUUCCAACUCUUAAUUUAUGUGAAAUAUGUAAGUUUGUGUACAUAUAUACAGUAUGUAUAUAUAUAUAUAUAUCUAAUGUACAUAGGUAUCUAUUUUUUUCAUAACGUUCUUAAAGUUGUGUGAUUGUCAGGAAGCACUGGGCAUUUUCAAAACGAAUUAUUGUUCUUGUUAAUAUUCAGCUGGGCUGAAGAAAAAGGAAAUCUUUAUUUUGAAAUCAGAAAGUGUUUGUAGGGUGUUGUACCUGCUCGUCGGUGACUCCAGGAGAGUCCUGCGUGAUGUACAGGUCUCCUGCUUUUUAAUAAAUAACCAAUAAAUCAUUGUUUUGUUGGUUUUUAAAUCAU